This is a messenger RNA of Pyrus x bretschneideri (Chinese white pear), 1355 nucleotides long. RefSeq names its product actin-depolymerizing factor 7-like. The transcript has 3 exons. Gene Ontology annotation, cellular component: actin cytoskeleton; cytoplasm. The record is from RefSeq and is a predicted model, not a curated record. NCBI's taxonomy places the organism in Eukaryota, Viridiplantae, Streptophyta, Magnoliopsida, Rosales, Rosaceae. Gene Ontology annotation, molecular function: actin filament binding. Gene Ontology annotation, biological process: actin filament depolymerization. The coding region runs from base 504 to 917 and encodes 137 amino acids.
UUUAAAUUAUAAGCCGAUAACCAUAGUCAUAAGAAGGGGUCUUUGGAAAUAAAAUGGAUCGUAUGAUGAGUCAACUAAGUUGUUAGAUUACAAAUCGUCGGAUUAAAUCCAACACGUAGGUUAUUUCAACACUUUAGAACCUUCCUGAUUAUUAAACAACAUUUUAGACCUAAAACAGGAAAAUUCAAUAGAAUUUAUCCCAAAAAGCCAUAACAAAUUGAGGUUACAAUACGUGGAAUGGAAGGACUAAAGUGACUUGUGGACACAAUCGGCAGAAGAAGCAAAUUUUCUCCUCCAAACUCUCUCCUCCUCCAUUAUCUUAGCCUCCUAAUUUCCAACUUCUCCACCUUUCAUACCUCCCAAAAACAAGGAUCCAUUUUCUCUUUUUUUGCCCCCAUAGGCUCUCAUUGUGCUUCUUGCCCCCACUUCCGUUCUCUUAGGCCCCCAAUUCCCUUCUCUCUCUUUUUUUCACAUUUCAGAAGCCCUUUCUCAUUGGAGACAAAAUGGCCAAUGCAGCUUCUGGAAUGGCUGUGCACGAUGACUGCAAGCUGAGGUUCAAGGAGCUAAAAGCAAAGAGGAGCUAUCGCUUCAUUCUGUUCAAGAUUGAGCAACAACAAAUUGUGGUUGAUAAGCUCGGGGAACCUAAUGAGAGCUAUGAUGAUUUCACCUCCAGUUUUCCUGCUGAUGAGUGUCGAUAUGCUGUCUAUGAUUUCGAUUUCACAACCGAAGAGAACUGCCAGAAAAGCAAGAUUUUCUUCAUUGCAUGGUCACCGGAUUCAUCAAAGGUGAGGAUGAAGAUGGUGUAUGCUAGUUCCAAGGACAGAUUCAAGAGAGAAUUGGACGGCAUUUCAUUUGAAUUGCAAGCAACAGAUCCAAGUGAGAUGAGCUUGGACAUAGUGAAAGGGCGAGCCUGCUAAAGUGACCCCCCCCUUUUGCUCUCUCUCUCUUACAAAUCUUUUUCAUUCUUUCCCUCACUGUAUCCUUUGGGGGCCACCAACAUCUUAUAGCCAUUAUCUAUAACUUGAAUUUUUAAAAACAUUCCAUUCCAAAACCAAGUGAAUCUGUGAAUGUACUAUGUACUCUUCUGUAUAACCUCAAAGCUUUAUUCAAAAAACAAAAACAUUAUGAUAUUUUGGGAUUAAAAAAGCAAAGGGAUUGAACUCUCAAAAACUAAAUUGGCUGCAGCAGAAAAGAGCAUUAGUUGAUGCCGAAAUGUUGUUGCUGCUGCUUUAGAAUUGGUUGAACAGGGUUUUGCUUUGCUUCCAUUUGUCAAAGUGUUGCUCUUAGAAGAUUGUUAUGAUCGUAGCAUGAUGAUCUUUGUUUUUGUACCCCUUUUUUUUACUCGGGUUGAUUGU